AAGCGUGAGCUUUACUUAGGAGAUGAGUAUAACGGGCAGUAAUGGCGAAGAGGCGCCGUAAGGACAGGCGUGGGGAUAGGAUUAAAGUGAGGAUGUCAGAUGGGGCUAACCAUCCAAAUGAGGACCCUUCCAUUCAGGUAGAGGAGAAGUCUUUUGACUAUAAGGACAGUACCAGUGGAGUUUUGGGGGAAACCAAUGACCCAAUGUCCAGUCCCGAUGGAAGCAAUACAAGGAUGAUCUGUUCUGUAAAAGGGGCCUCAGGAGCCCAAAGUCCUACAGCAGAUAAUACUGAUACAUACAGAGGAUCUGCACCAAAUCCUAACAAAAAUAGAGAAAAAUUCAGUGAAAACCUGAAGGCAAAAGAGGAAGAGCAAACCCAAAGGAAAAACGUUCCCUUUCCUACUAUGGAGGAAGAAGACGAGGAACCUAGAUAUAGUGAAGACAUCCUCCAAAAAGCAAUGGAGUUAUGUGGCCUACAAAAUGAGGGCGGGAUCCCUCAAACACAAGCCCUUGAUCUUUCCUUGGCCCUUUCUGAAGACUUGAAGCUUCCCGAGACGUUCUUCACUCUUCCUACUGAGAUCCAAACGCCUCCUCAGUAUUUUCCAUCUUAUGGGAGGACACUGGUGCCGAUAAAGCAGGAACCAAUUCCCCUUCAGUAUUUACCAUCUUAUACACCAGCUCAAAUAGAACCGGACCAAACUCACCAGUAUUUUCCAUCUUAUGGUAGGACACCGGCUCAAAUAGAACAGGACCAAACUCACCAAUAUUUUCCAUCUUAUGGGAGUACACCGGCUCAAAUAGAACAGGACCAAACUCACCAGUAUUUUCCAUCUUAUGGGAGGACACCGGCUCAAAUAGAGCCGGACCAAACUCACCAGUAUUUUCCAUCUUAUGGGAGGACACCAGCUCAGAUAGAACCGGACCAAACUCACCAGUAUUUUCCAUCUUAUGGGAGGACACCGGCUCAAAUAGAACAGGACCAAACUCACCAGUAUUUUCCAUCUUAUAGAAGGACACCAGCUCAGAUAGAACCGGACCAAACUCACCAGUAUUUUUCAUCUUAUGGGAGGACACCGGCUCAGAUAGAACCGGACCAAACUCACCAGUAUUUUUCAUCUUAUGGGAGGACACCAGCUCAAAUAGAACAGGACCAAACUCACCAGUAUCUUUCAUCUUAUGGGAGGACACCGGCUCAAAUAGAGCAGGAACCAACUCAGUUUCAGUAUUUACCAUCUUUUGGGAGCACACCGGUUCCAGAACAGCAGGACCCAGCUUACUUACAGUAUUUACCAUCUUUUGGGAGCACACCGGUUCCAGAACAGCAGGACCCAGCUUACUUACAGUAUUUACCUUCUUUUGGGAGCACACCGGUUCCGGAACAGCAGGACCCAGCUUACUUACAGUAUUUACCUUCUUUUGGGAGCACACCGGUUCCGGAACAGCAGGACCCAGCUUACUUACAGUAUUUACCAUCUUUUGGAAGGAUGCCGCUUGUGAAGCUCAAUACAGAAGAAGUCUCCUUUACACUACCUCCAUCAGAGUCGGGAAAACCCUACGACCCAUGUGGAUAUAACAAAAGUGGUAACCCAAAAAGGCCAAUGAAUGCUUACAUGAUAUGGGCACGAAUUCACCGUUCAGCACUGGCAAAAGCCAACCCUACAGCCAGUAAUGCCAGCAUCACCCUCUAUUUAGGUUGGGUAUGGAGAAAAUUAACUGAGGAACAGAAGAGACCGUAUUACGACGAGGCCCAGAAACUGAAAGCGAAACAACUUGAAAUGUUCCCAGGUGAAGCUGUUAAAUUGCCUACUUCUGCCAGCAAUACUGCAUCCACCCCACCAAAGCCGCCCAGCAUACCUUCAGAGAUGGAAAUGGAUACAAAGCAAUUCCUGGAAGCAUAUCACCCCAGUUCCGUCCAGUCGUCAGAACAGUUGUGUGAACCUCUGGAAACACCUUGCCUGCCUGAUGAUCUACAUUAUCCCAUAGUGCAGAAUAGGCCACCUGACUUGAUACCACCACCUCCUACUCUACCGUGCCCUCUUGUGUACUCAGGUUACUUUGGAUAUCCUCUACAAUUUGCUUUCCAACAACCUCUAUUCCUGCCUAGGACACAUUUUUUUCUUUCACCUAAAUAAGAUCACAUACUGUGUAGAUCGCAUUAAGAUGGUGAACAUUUAAGGCAUAUAGGGCUUUCUCCAUUCAUUUAUGACAUGGUUGGCCAUAUUAGUUGUUAUGUAAUAAUACAUCUUCCCUGGGCAGCUCUGUGGCAUCGCCUGGUACUAACACCACAUCACCCAGGAUUCCAGAAGCUGGCACUGUUAUUUGGGAGAUGAACACACAAUGCCAAAAUAUCACACCGGUAAAAGGGUAAGUGGAAACAUAAGAGUAAAAUAAAUCAAAUAAAUAAUUUUACUGUUACGAUAAUUAUUAUUAU
Molecule: messenger RNA, 2431 nt
Organism: Hyla sarda
Lineage: Eukaryota; Metazoa; Chordata; Amphibia; Anura; Hylidae
Product: protein piccolo-like
Exons: 3
Coding region: 42-2132 (696 amino acids)
Source: RefSeq, a predicted model, not a curated record